AUGAUCAUUAUUCCCCAAAACGAUAUGGCAUCUAACAACUUGAACGCUCCGACUGCCAACCCUCCUCUUGCCACAUUUCUUGAUUCCCCUCCUCCAUACGACCCCCAAGAUGGGAGAACGACUGUCGACAACAACAAGAAAGCAGAUCAGUUAGGCUCGCCCCACUCGCACUCGCAGCCGCAGCCGCAACCGCAACCGCAACUGCAACCUCAGCCAUCGCAGCCGAUGUUGGCUGACCUGAGCAUUCCUGUAUCGUAUGGUGCGGUGAUGCUACCGGGGCCGCCCCCCGUUCACCAGUAUCGUGGACCCAAUGGGGAGAUUCUUUACGGGCUCCUACCGCCUACUCACCCGGAAAUGAUAUGUUUGCAGCAGGGACAUGACGAGAAAACGCAUUAUGGAAUACUUGGCCUUCUCGCUGCCGUCUUCUGGUUUCCUUUGGGGAUUGGGCUCUGUAUGCUCGACAGCAAGGUGAAGUGCAAGCGGUGCCACAAAGUCAUCGACGAAGGCAUUUGUGGCUAG
This is a messenger RNA of Pleurotus ostreatus (oyster mushroom), 519 nucleotides long. RefSeq lists its product as uncharacterized. The transcript has 4 exons. The record is from RefSeq and is a predicted model, not a curated record. Bases 1 to 519 code for a protein of 172 amino acids. Lineage: Eukaryota; Fungi; Basidiomycota; Agaricomycetes; Agaricales; Pleurotaceae.